CGCCGUCUUAAAGUAAAACCUACCCUUGAAAUGUAUUCACUGAUUAUAAUUAGUUUCAUGCUCUAUUUCGUUCCGAGCCAUCAACAGUUCCCGCGUCUGUGCGUCACGCAGGAGGCCCUGCGCACCAAGGAGUGCUGCCCGGCUUGGGAAGGGGACGACUCGCCCUGUGGAGUCAACUCAGGCCGAGGCCAGUGUGAGGAUGUGGAGGUGCCGGAGCAGCCCGACGGGCCGCAGUACCCUUUCUCCGGGCUGGACGACAGAGAGAAGUGGCCUCUGGUUUUCUACAACCGCACUUGCCAGUGCGCAGGGAACUUCAUGGGUUUCAACUGCGCGGACUGUACGUUUGGCUACUUUGGCGCAGACUGCAGUGAGAGGAGAGAGUCUCUCAGGAGGAACAUCUUCCACCUGUCCAGGUCAGAGAGGAUCAGACUGGUUUCUUACCUGAACUUGGCCAAACAGACAGUCAGCCAGGACUAUGUUGUGGCCACGGCCACGUACGCACAGAUGGAAAACGGCUCCAACCCGAUAUUCGCCGAUGUGUCCGUGUAUGAUGUUUUUGUGUGGAUGCAUUACUACGUGUCCCGCAGCGCGCUCCUGGGGCCGCCGGGAAACGUGUGGACCGACGUGGAUUUUGCGCACUGGGCGCCUGCGUUUCUGCCCUGGCACCGCGUCUACCUGCUGCACUGGGAGCAUGAGAUCAGGAAGCUGACCGGAGACACGAGCUUCACUAUACCAUACUGGGACUGGAGGGACGCGCAGGACUGCGACGUGUGCACAGACGAGCUGAUGGGGGCCCGGAGCCCGCAGGACGCCAAUCUACUCAGUCCUGGAUCAGUCUUCUCGUCCUGGAAGGUCUUGUGUUCCCGAGCAGAGGAGUACAACGAGAGAGGCGUGCUGUGUGACACAACACAAGAAGGACCAGUGCGUCGUAACCCUGGAAACCACAACCGCAAUUUGGCGGAACGAUUACCGACUUCGGAUGACGUGGAGUUCACGCUCAGUCUGACCGACUAUGACACUGGAGCCAUGGACCGCAGCGCUAACAUGAGCUUCAGGAACACUAUGGAAGGAUUCGGGGAUCCUCAGACCGGCUUUGGGAGCAGUUCUCGUCUGGGCAUGCACGCUGCUGUGCACGUAUUCAUGAAUGGCUCGAUGUCGUCGGUGCAGGGCUCGGCAAAUGACCCCAUAUUCAUCCUCCACCAUGCUUAUGUCGACAGCAUUUAUGAGCAGUGGCUCAGGAGGCACAGGCCGUCUCCAUCCCAGUAUCCGGACUCUGACGCUCCUAUCGGGCACAACAGUGAAUAUCACAUGGUGCCCUUCCUGCCCCUGCACAGAAAUCGAGAAUACUUUGUUUCCAGCAAGGACCUUGGAUACGAAUACUCCUCCCUGCUGAAUGCCAACCAGAGACUGGCAGAGUCCAUGCGUCCGUACCUGGAGGAGCUGCAGGACGUGUGGCCCUGGAUGCUGCUCGCAGCGCUUGUAGGCGGGAUUGUAGCAGUGGGAGUCGCUGCUGCCACUCUCGCCGCCAAACACAGACUCCGAGGUUCGCUGUGGCCUAAAAAGAAGACUCGGAAGGACCUUUUUUCAGAAAGACAGCCACUUAUCUUGACCAAAGACAAUGUGGGAGACGACUACCGAAACUACCAAACAUCUAUGUGAUACCAGGAAUGCAUGUUCGAGCCAAAUCUGAACUAAAUCACCCUAAAUAAAAAUUUAAAAGUGCUUAUUAGUGAUAUUUAGGUAAACGUCUCCCUUGUUCGUUAUUGUAGAACCUGAUAAUGUAAUAAAUCCCUGAUAAUGUCAUAACCCCGAUAAUGUAAUAAAACAGGAAGUAAGCCAAUUUCUCUGCAAGCCUUUAACAUAUUUUAACCAAACUUGGUACAUAGAUUCAUGACAUCAUCAUUUGGUGACCUUUGACCUCUGGGGGGAUUUAGCUUAUAGCUCUGCAAGGUUCUCAUUUAUCCAAACCAAACUUGGCAUGUAUGUCCAACUUUGUCCUGUUGGUGGCGCUAGAGCUGUCGAGCUUGUGUUGCUUAUACAGUAUCACCACUUGAACCCAAGUAACGGGUGGUCUGCUGUUAAAUUAUUACAAUAUUGGGGAAUUAUUACAUUAUCAGGACCUGCGAAAUGAAGGAUAACCUGAUAAUGUAAUAACCUCCCGUUAAUGUAAUACUAUUACAUUACUGGUAAAAAGUGUAUUACAUUAUUGGGAAAUGCACUUUAUUACAUUAUCGGGAAGUUAUUACAUUAUCAGGUUUUAUUACAUUUUCAGUGGACUCAAGUGCAAAUUUUUAUUACACUAUCGGGGAUUUAUUACAUUAUCAGGUUCUACAUGCCACCUACUGUUUCAUACGUUGACUAGGCCUACGUAGAACAAGCGGUGUCCACUGUCUCUCCCCGCCGUUGACAUGAGGUUCCACGGCGAACAACGUUAAGCAAGAGACAGCAAAUGACGUGAUGCCUGGAAAAUGCAAAUUCCAAGAUUUCUGGCUCACUUAAGAAAAUUACAAAGACUGGCUUACCCAAGAUACCAAGGACAAUCACUUGUCCCGAUGCAGAACGUGCAGCAAAUCAAUAACAGUGGACGCCAUGGACGAAGCCGCUCGUACAAGUUGUCCUCCCAUCUUUAAACCAUGUCAGCAAAUUCGGUCCUUGAAUCUGAGGGAAUUCGUCCUGGAAAGCCCUUGAAACAUCUUUGUAGGCGAUGUCAACCAAGGUGUGGGAACCCUGCAAAAUAGAUGCCAUGUAUUCUGUAACACAAGUGUUAGGAGUCAAUGAAUCAAUCAUUUAGAAGUGCUGUUCCUGGUUUUAAAAAGUAUGAAUGUCUACAAACAUAUCGCUGUAUAGAGCAGAAGAAAUUGGCUCAACCCAAUUUAAAUUUGAAUUUAAAGUUGUUGUUGUUUUGUUUUUUUUACCAGUGGGAAU
Molecule: messenger RNA, 2925 nt
Organism: Solea senegalensis (Senegalese sole)
Lineage: Eukaryota; Metazoa; Chordata; Actinopteri; Pleuronectiformes; Soleidae
Product: tyrosinase-like
Exons: 5
Coding region: 31-1659 (542 amino acids)
Biological process (GO): melanin biosynthetic process; pigmentation
Molecular function (GO): tyrosinase activity
Source: RefSeq, a predicted model, not a curated record